Messenger RNA from Callorhinchus milii (elephant shark), 18220 nucleotides. RefSeq names its product microtubule-associated protein 1Aa (gene map1aa). The record is from RefSeq and is a predicted model, not a curated record. Gene Ontology annotation, molecular function: actin binding; microtubule binding. Gene Ontology annotation, cellular component: microtubule associated complex; dendrite; microtubule. NCBI's taxonomy places the organism in Eukaryota, Metazoa, Chordata, Chondrichthyes, Chimaeriformes, Callorhinchidae. Gene Ontology annotation, biological process: microtubule cytoskeleton organization; dendrite development; axonogenesis.
GUAUUCGCUCCUGGGAUGUCGAUCUCACUACCUUUGACCUGAAUCAGCAGUUGAGACUAUUUGUAACAAGACAUUCCGCUCAGUUCUCUCCUGAUGCCCGAGGCCAGAAGACACUUCACCACAGUAGUGAUGCCCUUGAGACUGUGGUGCUAGUUAAUCCUGCCGAAGAAACUAUUGCCUCAGAGGUUCAUUCAUUGGUGACUGACUCCUCCCGCCGUAAACUGUUGGUUCUGUGCGGGCAAAGCUCUGACCAAGGAGGGGACCUCAUUCUGCAGAGUGGAACUUAUUCUUUUCGAAGAUUCACUGAGACCUUUGCAGAUCCUGAGAUUACAGAGCUACUGAGCAAUACAGACAUUGACACCAAGGCUUUUCUGACGAUCUGCCACGCCGGAGAAGGGGACUGGAACAAUCUAGAACAACACAAUCUCCAGGAGUUCAUCAACCUUAAUCUGAACCCAGCAACUGUCCUGCCAGAGAUGGAUGGAGUCUCUGAGUUUACAGAAUACCUCUCCGAAUCUGUGGAGGUUCCGUCACCUUUUGACCUCCUAGAGCCUCCCACCUCAGGGGGUUUCCUUAAACUGUCCAAACCAUGCUGCUAUAUCUUCCCUGGGGGAAGAGGAGACUCAGCAUUGUUCGCUGUGAAUGGCUUCAACAUCCUCAUUGAUGGAGGAUCUGAAAGGAAAUCCUGCUUUUGGAAGCUUGUUCGUCAUUUGGACAGGAUCGAUUCCAUACUCCUGACGCACAUUGGUGCAGACAAUUUGCCUGGAAUUAACGGCCUCCUCCAGCGAAAAAUAGCCGAGCAAGAUGAGGAGCAAUCGCAAGGUUCCACAACUUACAGUGACUGGAUGAAAAAUCUCAUCUCUCCUGAACUCGGAGUAGUAUUCUUCAAUGUCCCUGAGAAAUUAAAAAUGCAGGAGUCGUCUAUGAAAGUCAAGAGGAGCAUUGAAGAAGCCUGUUUAACACUACAGUACUUAACCAAACUCAGUAUCAAACAAGAACCUCUCAACAGGGUUGUUGGCGCAACUAUUGAUCCAAUCCCAUUGUUUCACAAGAUGGGAGUUGGACGACUCGACAUGUACAUUCUCAACCCAGUAAAAGACAGCAAGGAAAUGCAGUUUCUGAUGCAGAAGUGGGCAGGAAAUAGCAAGGCAAAGACUGGAAUCAUUCUGCCCAAUGGAAAAGAAGGGGAGAUUUCAGUCCCUUAUCUAACCUCCAUCACAGCUUUAGUUGUGUGGCAUCCUGCCAACCCUACAGAGAAAAUUGUCCGUGUCUUGUUCCCUGGGAAUGCACCACAGAACAAAAUCUUGGAGGGACUAGAAAAAUUAAAACACCUAGAUUUUCUAAAAUACCCUGUUGCCACACAAAAAGACCUUUCUACUGGUAUGACCCCACCAGCUGUGAAACAGACAAAAGUAAGGCAGAGGACAGAUAGCAAAGAAAGUCUCAAAUCUUCACCCAGGCCAGCUGCUAAACCUGUGAAAAAGGAGGAAACACCAGAAGAGAUCUCUACAAAGCCUCCAGAGGUUAAACCUGAGCCAGUAAAGGAAAGCAAGCUAGAAAAGAAAGAAGAAAAAAAGGUAAAGAGUGAAGUAGAAAAAUCAGCAGCUGAUGCAAUGAAAACAGAAAAGAAAAAGUUGGUCAAGGAAAGAACUCUAAAAAAGCACACCAAAGACAAGCUGGCAAAGUCCGAAGAAAAGAAGGACAAGGAGAAAAAGGAAAUUAAAAGGGAGAAAAAAGAUGACUCGAAAAAAGAUGAGAAAAAGGAGGCAAAAAAAGAUGAAAAGAAGAAGGAAAAGGAGGUGAAAAAAGAAAUCAAGAAAUUUUCUAAAACCGACUUUAAACCAUUUACACCAGAAGUCAGGAAAACUCUGCACAGGGCAAAAAUGCCAGGCAGAAAAAUAGAUUCUGCUAAAACAAAAGUGGGAAAAGAGAUAAAAGUCGAACAAAAAGAUGAGCCAGCAGCAACUCAACCUGUAGCAGAGGAACAAAUAUCCAUUGAUUUGCAAGCAGAGAGAUCUGUAAUGUCUUCACCUGAAGACUUAACUAAGGACUUUGAGGAACUGAAACAAGAGACGACCAAACCGGAUGUGACUAAAGAGCCAGUUUGUGUAGAACCAAGCGUAAGUCCUGUUGAUGUGGAAGAAAUGGCCAGUGUAAAUGAGGAACAACUAGACACACUUGUUCCCAGCCCUCAGCCAGAGCUGAUAAUGACACCUACCGUUACUGACAUAAAGGCUCCUCUUGAAUCGCCAGAUGAAGGAAUAACCACAACAGAUGUAGAAGGUGAAUCACCUUAUGAAGAACACGGUAUUUGUCCACCUCAGCCAACUACAGAUGUUGCUGAGAAGUUUGAAGAUGAAGGAACUGCAAUGGAGGAAUCGUUGGAAAUGAGUGAAUUGGAAGAAAGAGUAGAGAAAAAGGCAGAGAAGGAACCCGAUGAGUUACAAGAAAGAACAGUUAUGCAGGAUGGAUUAGAAAAGGCUCAAAUUGAUGAAGCAAAAGAACAGGACCUUUUCAAAGAAAAUAUUGUGACUCUAGAAAAGGAAGGAAAAGAGGUUGGAAGAAAGGAAGAGGAACAGAUGGAGACGUGUGAAAGGUACAUUGAAACAAUGGAGAUGAGGGACCAGGGUGAAGUAGAAGAAAGUGAGGGGGAAGAGGUGGUAGAAAAGGCAGAAGUGGAAGAAACAGAAGAUGUAGACGACGAUUUAAAAUUAACAGCAAAGGAGCAAGAAAAAGAGAAAUAUUCAGAUGAAUUGAAGGACAAGGAUGAAUACAGUGAAAAACAAGACCAAGAAUUAUUUAAGUAUCAAUCAGCAGCAGUGCAAAAAAAGGUUGAAGAACAAGAAGUAAAAGAUACUGUGGCUAAAACAGAGGCAUUGGGAACACAAAUGCUAUCCACACAGGGAGCAGUGGGAGAGCCGGUUUCAUACAUCCAGGAUGAAACUAUUCCUGGCUAUUCUGAAACUGAACAAACCAUUUCUGAUGAAGAAAUUCACGAUGAACAGGAAGAUCGAAUUGGUCAUCUAAAAUAUGAAGUGGACACGUAUGACAUCUCUGUGCCAGAUGAUACAAGGUCCUUUGAUGCAGUCCAUGGAAUGAAGGAGAUGAAGGCCAUGUCUGGAAUCGAGACUGGUGUCAAGGGCUUCGCUCGAGAGGAGCCCGAGAUUGUGGUCUAUCCCUCCGAGAUACUGGCUGCACCCCUUGCUGAAGAGGAACACAUUUCAUCUGCUGCUUCCAUCACAGAGUGUGAUAAACUCUCUUCAUUUGCUACGUCAGUGGCAGAAGACCAGUCUGUGGCAUCAGUAACCGCACCUCAGACAGAGGAGACGGGAAAGAGCUCUCUUAUGUUGGACACGGUAAACAGCUUGGCAUCAUGCAGAACAGAAGCCACCCAAGGCAGAGAGUACCUCCCAUCAGCAGGUACUAUAUCGCCCACAUCAUCAUUGGAAGAAGACAAAUACUUCAAAUCCCCACCAUCAGAAGACUUCCACCCUAUUGCUGAGGUCAUUACUAAAAUGAAGGAAGAGGAGGAGGAGGAAGAAGAGCAAACGCCUAAUGCAGAAAUGCCAGAGAAGCAUAAAGAGCAGUAUUCAGCCUGGUUUCCGGAAAAGAGCACAACUGCUCCCGAUUCAUCCGAUGAAUUUAACCAAAAUGUUCUCUUUCAAAAGACCGAUGAUGAAUUCAAGCCAUCCUUGCAUUUUGAUUCUAGUUUGCCAGAAAGUGAUGAGAAGUGCAUCAGCCCUGAUGACAGCACUGUAAAAAUGGCCUCACCAACUCAAUCAGGACCAACCAGUGCUGGACACACACCUUUCCAUCAAUCACCUGUUGAGGAAAGGCCUGACACUGUUGAAGCAGAACUGUUGGAAAAGACUAUACAAGUAAUAUCCAUGCCUACUGAGAAACCAGCUAAGGACGAAGACACAAUGCAACGUAGUUCAGGACACAGUCCCAUUGAUGAUACUCAACUAAGAUCUGAAUUGCAUCAAGAAUCAUUCCUGCCUUCAGCACCUGUUGUUCUGGACACAGAUGCCUAUGACUUUGAACUGACACCAAAAGAAAAACUGGCUCAUGAGCAAGAAUAUACAACAACAGAGAAAAUGGAAAAGGACGUUCAGGAAACAGAACAUGCAGCUACAGAAAAAAUUGAAAAAGAUCUUCAGGAGACAAAGGGAACAGGCAUAGAGGGCAAGGAAUCUCCAGAGGCUGAAAAAGAUGAUCUAGAGACGAAGCUGGCAGAUACAAAGAAAACUGGGAAAGAAAUCUCAUUGGAAAAACCUCCACAGGAUGAAAAGGUAAUCCUAGAAAAGAAAGUUCCAGAAAAACCCACAGAGGCUUGGAAAAUGGAAAAAGAUGUUCUAGACUUGAAGCCGGUAGAUACAGAUAAAAUUGGGAAGGAAAUCCUGGAGAAGAAAUCUCCAGAUAUAGAAAUGGAAAAGGCCACAGAGGCUGAAAGAAUACAUACAGAGGAUCUGGAGACGAAGCCAGCAGGUACCGCGACUAUAGAUAAGGAACUUCUAGAUCAGAAAUCUCCAGACAAAGUGGAAGGAGCUCUUCAGGAGAGGAAGCCAGCAGAUGUGGAGAGCAUGGAUAUGGAGUUCCCGGUAAAGAAAUAUUCAGAGACUGAAAUGGAGGUUUUCAAGACUAAGCCAGCAGGUGCAGAGCAAAUUGUGGAAAAGAUUUUAGAGGCAAAAUCAACAGAGGUUGAAAAAAUGGAUAAAGAGAUCCCAGAAAAAACAACCGAGCUUGAAAAAAUGGACAAAGAAGCCCCUGAAAAAACAACUGAGGCUAAAACCAUGGACAAAGAGACCACAGAAAAACCAACAGAGGCACAAAAGAUGGACAAAGAGACCACAGAAAAACCAAUAGAGGCACAAAAGAUGGACAAAGAGACCUCAGAGAAACCAGCAGAAACACAAAAGGUGGACAAAGGGACCUCAGAGAAACCAGCAGAGGCACAAAAGGUGGACAAAGAGACCUCAGAGAAACCAGCAGAGGCACAAAAGAUGGACAAAGAGACCUCAGAGAAACCAGCAGAGGCACAAAAGAUGGACAAAGAGACCACAGAAAAACCAAUAGAGGCACAAAAGAUGGACAAAGAGACCUCAGAGAAACCAGCAGAAACACAAAAGGUGGACAAAGAGACCUCAGAGAAACCAGCAGAGGCACAAAAGGUGGACAAAGAGACCUCAGAGAAACCAGCAGAGGCACAAAAGGUGGACAAAGAGACCUCAGAGAAACCAGCAGAGGCACAAAAGGUGGACAAAAAGACCUCAGAGAAACCAGCAGAGGCACAAAAGGUGGACAAAGAGACCACAGAAAAACCAGCAGAGGCACAAAAGAUGGACAAAGAGACCUCAGAGAAACCAGCAGAGGCACAAAAGAUGGACAAAGAGACCUCAGAGAAACCAGCAGAGGCACAAAAGAUGGACAAAGAGACCUCAGAGAAACCAGCAGAGGCACAAAAGGUGGACAAAGAGACCUCAGAGAAACCAGCAGAGGCACAAAAGGUGGACAAAGAGACCUCAGAGAAACCAGCAGAAACACAAAAGGUGGACAAAGAGACCCCAGAAAAACCAACAGAGGCUGAAAAAAUGGAUAAAGGAAUUCUGGAAAGACCAACAGAGGCUGAAAAACUGGUUCAAAAGGCACCAGAAAAACCAACAGAGGCUCAAAAGAUAGACAAACAGACCCCAGAAAAACCAACAGAGGCUGAAAAAAUGGAUAAAGGAAUUCUGGAAAGACCAACAGAGGCUGAAAAACUGGUUCAAAAGGCCCCAGAAAAGCCAACAAAGGCUGAAAAGGUGGAUAAAGAGCUAGCACAGCCCAUUGCGACAGAGAAAAUGGAAGAAUUGUUUGAGAAGGGACAUGCAAAAAUAGAGAAAAUAGAUGUGGUGGAAAAGAAGCCUGGCGAUACUGGAAAAAUAGAAAGAGACAUUGAGGAAAAGAAGCUGGCGGCAAUGGAACAGGUGGAAGCAGCUGUCCAUAAAUUUGAUCAUUCAUCAACUGAUACCUUGGAAGAUCACAUUUGUGAAAUGGAUGUUUUACUGAAGUCAACAGGAAAGCAAGACAUUCAGAUUAAACCUUCAUCAGAUGACAAACACAUCCCUGAAACUGUAGACAGCAAAACUGUUUCUGACAGCAAGACAACUCUGCAGCAAUUAUCACCGGAAAGUGAGAAAGAUUUUGAUGCGAAGCAACAUGCAGGUGACAUUUUACCAACUAAAGAUCAGAAUAUUAUCGAAGACAAGAUGAAAUCUGUAGAAGAAAUGGACAGCGGUUUGUUGAAAGGUUACCUGUUACAAUCCGAACCUUUUCUCAGUCAGAAAGAUGAAACUACACCGGAGGUUGAAAUGUCCAAAGUUGACAUCACUUCUAAAAGUCAGAGAGAGCUCACUCCUGAGGCUGAACACAUUUGCAUCCAGGGAGCAAUGAAGGAGAUUUGUGAACCAUACAUUGAUGACAAAAUGCCCUUUUCAGAGAAACAAUUAGAACAAGUGAGCUCUGAAGCAAAGUCUGAGAUUUCUUCAUUUGAAUCUGGUAAAUGGGAUCAUACUUCCUAUUACACUGGCUCUCCUUUUGACAAGGAUAGCAUGUUUAUGUCUCAGCAUUCACCAUGUCCGGAGGAGAGUGCAAUUGAAAUACCCGAAUUUAAGGAUAAAGUAACAGAAAAAAAGGAAUUGGAGGCAGCAGAAAGUAAACAGAAAUAUACUUACUUUGAAGAAAGAACAAAGGGGUUUUCCAGUAGCACUGACUACUCCUGGACCAGUGGGCAAGAUAGCAGCAUGUCUCCAUUUGAAUACAGUAGCGCCUUUGACAAAGAACGGGAUUUAUAUCCAGAAAUAUCUGCCACCACUGACCACAAAGUGACCUCACCAGUAGUGACCACUCCAGAAACAAUAAAACAUUCAAUGGAGGAGAAAUCAGCAAAAGAGGAAAAACAAUUGGACUUGAAGACUGGUGAUGCCACAAGCAAAGAGGAACAGAAGACAUUUAUUGAACAACAUAAAGAGAUGCACUCUGUCUCAGGAGGGUAUGGAUACUCUGAUGUUUUGAGAGAAGGUGAGGCCAAAGGUUUCUAUCUAGAUGAGAAAGAUUAUAUUCUGACAAAACCAGAACCUGCUCCCAGUAAACAAGCUGAAGACACAGACUACCAUUCCACGACUCGCAAGGAUGCCAAGUUCACCAGUUCUGGUCUUUAUAUGGAAGAGGAAUUCAAGACCAAUUUGAAAGAUGACUUCUCAUCUGAAGAAAGGGAGGCAACACCUUAUCCUGAGAAUAAAAGCUUUUCCUACGCAGAGAUAGAUGAGAAAGUAACUGCCUUUGGGCUUGAACAGCUGGCGAAGACACAGAAGGAAAUAGAAUCAAAAGGAUUAGAUUGCAUGUCAAAACAGAAAGAGCUGCCAUUUGAAAUGACGUGGGAGACUGGCAAAAUGGAAAAGAAGUCUACACCUGACGUGUCGCCAAUAGAAAAAACACUAUUUUCUACAGAAAAAGAAGAAAAGGAGCCGUCAACGAGUUCUUUAUCUGGAGAAAAAGAAGUGAGUCCAGCAAGUACUGCAGAGUAUGCAGAUAUUCCAGAUGCAUCCAAGGCUCCUUCUCUAACACCAACAACCACUCAGUUUAGUCCUUUGGGAUAUGAUGCAAAAGAAGAGGACAGGAAGCUAAGCGAUAUGACUUUGAAAACCUCCUUAGAAGGCAAACCUGAAGAAGGCUCUUCUUGUGCCUCUCCGGAAGAAAAGCAAAUGUCCCCUCAGAGUAGUCUAGAACAAGGAGAAUUCCGUCCAACUACAGUUCCAUACGCUGAAAUGCCACGCUUGGGUGACAUUUUUUCAACGGGUGCCGGCUACACAGAAAUGACACAGAAGGAGACAGAUUCAAACAUUUUGGGGUAUUGUGAGAAGGAAGAUGAAGAAAGUACCAGUGAAUCAGAGUUAGAGAAAGGUGCUACGGAGAAAUCGGAAAAAGAGUCUCCAUUCGACAUUUCACAUCAAGAAAAGGGAAUGAGUUAUCCAUAUACCGAAAUGCCAGAUGCAGACAGAAAAUCCCUUCCCAUCAGUGCUGGACAGCAGUCUGCAUCAGAUGAACAAUCCAAAGCAAGUGCUGUAGGAAGUUGUACCCAGAAGCAAGAGGGAAGCAAAGGGACUGAAGUGGAAACUCUUCCUAAGAAAUCGGAAAAGGAGCAACUCGCCUCUUAUCAUGAAGAAAAGGAUGUUUUGAGUACGAGUGAGCAUAAAGAAGCAUUAGAUGAAACCCAGAGCUUUUCCCACAGUCUCAAGUACUCUUACACUGAAGUUGAGGAUUCAUUGUUCACAAGACAUAAACAGCAAGAGGACUAUUCGACGAAAACGCCAGUCUCUGCUGAGUUUGAAUAUUCUGGUACAACCAUUCAAUCUGUGUCACAGAAGAGUACAGAUUCUGAUAAAACCAAACGCGACAACGAAAAAAUGAUGAGUGAAGACAGAGAGAAGAGUCCUGAAUUGUGUACUCUUAGUAAAGACAAAGAAUUAGUGAGCUCUGGCUUUGAGUGUACGUUGACAUCUAAACCAGAGCAAUGGCCAGCUGUGCCUGAAUAUUCAGUCACGGCCAAGGAAGAGAAGCCUUCUGUUGCUCAGUUUGAGUAUUCCACCUUCACAAAAGAAGAAAUGUUUCCGUCUAGUGUUUCGAGUACAUUGUUUGAAGAUAGAAGGGUCCAGGAUGAGUAUCUAGAAGUAGCGCAGAAAGUUAGCAUUGAGGCUUCUUGCAUAGGAUUUUCACCAUUGAGUCCCUUCCAGGAAGUGAAACCGUUCCCACCUGAACCGACCACUGACAGUAAAAUUACAAGCUUAUUAAAAGAUGACGUACCUGUGUCAUCUUCACAGGAGACAUUGCAUGGCCAUCCUAUACCUACUCCUCAGACCCAAACUGAAUGCUCGUACUCUACAUCACUUGAGUCAGGCAUGCUUGUGGAGGCCAAAGGCAGAAGUUUGGAUGAAGUUUCUCCACUAGUCCCGGCAGCCAUGGCCACUUCUCACCUCACUGAGACAGAGGAGCUGCCUGCGCACCCCGCUGAGCACAGCUCAGCUUAUCUCUGUGACAUUGAAGAUUCCACAUUGUCCUGCAGGGUGGAAUGCCAAAGAUCAGCCUCCUCUACCCCAGCGGACACCAAAACAGGAACUGAAACAGCUCCCUCAGAGCUGCGUCCAUCACAAGCAACUACAGCUCCUCAUACCCUGACGUCAUUCUCUCCUCCUGAACAAGAGGAUGAGGCCACAGCAAACGGACCAACAGAGAUGAGCUUCAGCCCUCUACUGGUGCAAAGCGCACCGGAAAAGGAGGCAGAAGUUUAUUCCUCUUCAGAGAAGAGCACUCCAGAUUCUGAGCAUUCAAAAUCUUACUUGGAAGAGGCAAGUGAGCAAAUGGUCCGUCCUUCCUCUCUGGCGUCGAGUGAUCAAACCUUCAGAUCAUUUUUCUCAGCAUCUCACAAAGGCGAUGACCAUGGGGAUGCUGCCCAUGACUUGGAGGGAUGCUUAGGAGCCACAUCGGACUACAAGCUUAUGUUUUCAUCAAGUGAGUACAAACACAAAAAAGAUGAGCUCUCCCCUUCUUUCAUAAACCCAAGUCAUGAGCUGUCAGACGACGACAACUCCCAAGAUGAUGUUCCAACCUCUGUGGAGAAGAUAAGCACUCCUCACACUAGCGGCAGUCAAAUCCAUCAAAACGUGGGUGGGGAAACUCCCCCCACGUCUGAUAGUGACUCGCUUCCCUCUCAUUCCGAUUCAGAUGUUCCCCCGGAAACUGAGGACUGCCCAUCUAUAACCGCAGACGCAGCUAACGACUCCGAUGAAGAUGCCGAUUACCUCCCUGUGGACAAAACAACAGGGACGUCCCACCAUACGUCCUCACGGCCUGGGUAUGACCCACCUCCUGUCCCCAUGAUGGAUCCUCACCCUCAGCCUCCGCACCCUGACGUGUGCAUGGUGGAUCCAGAGGUGCUCGCAAACGAGCAAAACAUCAACAAACUGCUGAAGAAAGACUUGAAGGAAAAGACCAAGGGCACCAAGAAGGCAUUGAACAAAUCAAAAUCGGCUUCUCCUGGGCGAAAAUCUGAUGCCAAAAGUAAGCACCCAGCAACUCCUGCAAAAGCAUCAGCUCAAAAAGAUACAGAAAAAUCUCCAAAAACAACAUCUGCAAAAAAGAAAGAGAAGGAUUCAUCGGAGAAACCAAUUAAAGCCUCCAAAACUACUGAUGUCCAUUCAUCUCGCAUCGAUGACAAGGACGACAUCUCCAGAUGCAGCCAACCCAGCAUGGGAAAAAGCAUGGUUAAUGGUGUCAAAACUAACAUAGCUCACACCAAUAUAAAGACGAAUUCCGGUCUACCUCCGGGUCCCCCAGUUUACGUGGACUUGGCGUACAUUCCUAACCACUGCAGUGGAAAGAAUGUAGACCUGGAAUUUUUCAAGCGAGUUCGAUCUUCCUAUUAUGUGGUGAGUGGGAAUGACCCAGGAAGCGGGGAACCAAGUCGAACUGUAUUGGACGCUCUGCUGGAAGGAAAGUCCCAGUGGGGGAACAAUCUGCAGGUGACAUUAAUCCCAACCCACGACACCGAGGUGACGCGGGAGUGGUAUCAGCAGACGCACGAACGGCAGCAAGAGCUGAACAUCAUGGUCCUGGCCAGCAGCAGCACCGUUGUGAUGCAGGAUGAGUCUUUCCCAGCGUGCAAGAUUGAGUUCUGAACUCCACAGGGUCCAGGCCUCCUGCCACAAGUCUGAGGAUCAAAAACAAAAUGCUUUUGCCAUUCCAUUGUUAAACUAAUUCAUUUUUUUUAAUUGAGUUAUAAAGCGCAUUAAGGCUAGAGUUGCAGCUUACUGUUAAGAAAAGGGGGGAAAAACUCUUGAUUGGCUCCGUGAACACAGGAAGACGUACCUGCUCUAAACAAUGGUUGUUGUUUUAUGGAUCGUCCCACAUAGAGUGUGUUUGUUUGCUUUUCUGCCUAUUGAGGUUUGGAAGUAGGAAUUAGUUAGAACAAUCGCAGUUUGUUUAUUCCAUACUUUCAGCAUCACCGCAAGGUUUUACAGCUAUAUUUGUGAAGUGAGGGUUUUGCUUGGCAUUGGAGCAGAGAGUUCUAUUUGUAUUCUGAAGACAACAUUCCUUGUGACUCCAAACAUGACCAAGUCCAAUGUGCUCCUGAAGUUGCAUGGUCCAGUGGACUGAGCCAAUGGUUUAAUAGAUAAUUACUCUUGUUAAAGAAUAGUUGUCUAUUUAUAAGAGUCACUCAUUUAUAUAAUGUAAUUUCCAAUGCCAGUCACUCUGCAGAUCCCAGCAACCUCAAAUUUUCAAGGACAGAUAAAAGCUGCAGAAAACAGUAGAGUUCAAGAGGGGCAUGUUGAAUGAACUUCUACCAACUCUGUUCAGUAGAUAAGUACAUGACACACAACUGAACAAACAUUAGGAAAGUGGACUGUGUCACCAGGAUUGGCCAUUGAGGCCAAAACAAUGGGACUUAAGAAAUGGCUUGAUGUUAUAAUGGAAAUACUGUAGAGUUGGUAUUCUGGAAGGAUGAGAUUGAAUGGGCCAAAGGUCCUUAGUCUGAACCUCUUAUGAUUUUAUAAGAGGUCUUAUUUUAGUGAGGAACAAAUAUGAACAUCUUGUGAGCUCAAUUAGUGCAGAGGUUGAGGUUAAGGUGAACUAUUUUAAUUCAAGGCUACAUGACUGGUGCAUUAUUGGUGGGAAUGUGUCUUGGUGAGCUAUGGAGGUGGCUAUGAAUAUACCAUUUCCUGGCACUAUCAAUUCCCAACUCAGCUUUUUUUGGGGGGUGGUUGGGUGGGAGGGGGAGAGAAAAGAGAUUCUUUUUCCAAAGUUCUUCAAGUAAGUUGCUGCAUGUGUUCAGGAUGAUCCCUAUGAAAAAUCUGCUGUCUGUCAGGCAGGCACUUGGCAAGUGAGUGGAUGCUUUAAAAUGUUCAACACAGGUUAUAAUACUGCAAACUGUGAACAAGACGUAAGAAUAAUACUAAUUCAUUGUAUUUAAAGAGACAGUAUCCAUUUUGUGCAUGUCAACUUAGAAUGCACAACAAAAAGUAUCCCUACAAGAGAAAAAAAUUGAAAUGUACACAAUAAUUUCAUUUCUCAUAUUAAAGGAAAAUUUUGGAGAAACAAAAUGUUCACUUUUAAAUUUUAUUUAUAAUAUUAAUAUUUUUUAAUUUGUUUGAAACACUGAAUUGUAUAGACAUUGAAAUGAAAAGGUGUGUUAAAGGGAAUAAUUGUUAAACAUAGCCUACUAAGGCAAAUAACAAAGGGCUCUGUCUCUUUAAAAAGGCAAUAUCUAGUUUAAAAAGUACAUCUACCUUGUAACCACAUCAAUUAGACAUAUACUUGGUACAUAGCACACUACUUACUCUGUUUUUGUAUUGCAGUGGUUCCCUUUUGGUACUGAUUUGGAGGUGAACCAUUCACAAUGAAUACAAAUGUAAAAGCAUUGUGAUGGACAGUGAAUUGGGUGACGUGUACUUAGCCGUACUAAUAACAGAAGAUUUUAUUGCAUCAUAGACUGACUGUUUUGCAUGUUGUGGUGAGGAGGGAUCACUGUAAUGGAAACAUUACAAUGUGUAAAUCUGUUAGACACCCAAAUAACUAAGUUGUGAGUCAGGUUUUACAGUGGUUUCUAUCAGCAAAAAUGUAACAAAAAAAUCCACAUGCUAAUAUACCCACAAUAUUUCUGAAUAAACUUAUUUCUACUUCAGCAUAGAGAAACAAAUUGACUGCGUAAUGUAUAAAACUUUGAUUAACCUUUUGAGUGAUUGCAACAAAAUGUUUUAAUUGGAUAUUGCCUUUUUAACAAACCAAAGGAAACUGUGAGUAGCCUAUUAAGCUUAAGUAUAUCAAGUGUGGUUGCCUUAGACAUUAGGAUGAAUGUAGAUAUUCAAUGCACUACUGCCGCAGGUAUGCAGAGCUGAGACUGGCUGUGAUUUGUGUUGCCAAUUUACUGCAUCUCUCAUGGGCGUAUCUCAUGCACUUUUGAAAUUUUUCAUACGUUUAAGGCUGGGAGAGGUUAGCCCGAUGGGGAUGGGAAACAAAAGCCAGCAGCGUCCUUCGAAAUUUGAACUGAUGGUAGAAAUGGAACAUGAUUUUAAUACAUGAUUGUCAGCACCCAGGAGUAGUGCAGGCAGUGAUCCAAAGGAACAGGUGGCCAGAAUAUUGCCUCCUAUUCUUUCCUAUUCCAUUAAACAUCAGUUAAAAAUUAUAGUUUCUACAGGGCAUCCAGGCAGCUCCCUUGUACUGAACAAACUAUUUCCCCCAAGUUGUAUUAACACUUUGCAUAAUAACAUAAUUCCAUCACCAACUUUCAGGCUUUACAGUUACUGCACCAUAAUAUAACCCAGAGCUGAUAUUUCAAACACAUAUUGUGAAGUCAAAUGGUAUCUUAUUGCACUGCAGAACAGAUUCACCACCAAGUCAGAUUCAAUGUGGGAACGCUAAUAAGUGGUGCUGCCUCAGAAAGAAAUUGGUACAGUUUCAAAUGCACACACAUCAGUUUGAGAUGGGCAGAAUGGUUCAAGCACAUUGGGGAAUUGCACCUAACAAUAAUUCAAACACAGAUGGAUUUAAUGGUGAAUCAUUUCAAAUGCAGACUUCGCAAUAGGAGGAGUCAGAAAAGCCAAACCAGGCAUUAUGAAGCGAGAGUCGAAUGGGAACUGUGUGAUCAAAACGUGAUGAGAGGCAAUCGUCAUAGCAGUGUCAGUCAUGUGUAGUGUCCCCCAUCCACAUGUGGUUUUAUAUUGAGUGUAGAAGAGGGAUGUAGAAUACGAGUCAUUUACCUGUGUGCAUAUGAAGCUGGUCAGUUUAUGUGUGCAUGUAUAUGUGUAUUUAAACUUUGUGCAUUUAGUUAGCUUGAAGGAUGGUAAUGGACUGAGCUAAGAGUCCUUUCCCAAAGCAUGUAGAUUUGCAUGUGGGGUGGGGAGGGGAAUCAUUAAUGAAAACAGUAUAUAAUGUCUGUAGUUUUCUUAUGCUCCAAUAAUGACUGGUGUUGGUUAAUGGUAUGUGAUAUUGGAUUGAUCUGAUAUUGAUCCUUUUCUGGAUAGUGAAGGGUGACGCUUCUGGUUGUGUUGGGUGGUAGUAAGUGAGCCAUUUUCAAUGGCUACCAAAUAGGAGGGAGAGAAGUGAUAGCUGUUCUAUAAUAGGAUACUAUUUUGUGUGUAGAGCAGUGAUUGUUCUUAGGUAACUUGUACAGUUAAAGAGAAGUGUGUACGUUGUGCUGUAGCAUGAAAGAUCAAGAACGAAAUAGGAUUGUGUACUUAAUGCUGAUGAAAUGGCUGUGCUUCAGUUGACAAGACAGACUUCAUCUGAAAGCUCAUAAGUCGUUGAAUUGGGGUAAGAAAUCUGGGCAGUAGUGAGGCCCAGGGUCAAUAUGGAAUAAAAGCAGCCUUUAAAGGGGACUCAAACCAAUAGCUCAACAAAAGAAGCAAGUUUAGCAGCUUAGAGAUUCCCUGUUGUGUCUUGCACUGCACUCCCUGCAUAUCUAAUAAAAGCAAAAUUAAUACAACAACAACUUGCAUUUAUGUAGAGCCCCUCACAUAGGGUAACAUCCCAAUAAGUUGCCAAAAGGUUUGGAAUGUUUAAUCUAACGCAUCUAACCCAUUGCCCCAAGGCAGGUAGGCCUGUAGUGAUAUUGGAGUGGGAGAGAUGACAUUAGAAACAGAUAUAAAAAAAGGGAAUUUUAAGUGUUUGUAGACUACUAAGUUUAAGUGUUUGUUUAUGUUGUGCUUUAAUGUAGUCCUAUCCACACAAAAGGACUACACCAGAACUUUAUAUUCCUUUUCAAUGUCUAUUAUUUUGAGGAUUAUAUUCUUUGUGUUGAAAUUACCCCUUAUUUAUCAUUACACUGUUAAGUAAAGCAGAAUAUUUAUGUAGCUAUUAAUUAAGAUAAACCAUAAUUGUGUAAUGCCAGAUAAAUAAGGGCUUUUGGUUCAUUGGAAGGUUUAAUUUAUGGUUUAAAAUAUAGAUUAACAGUAUUUUAUAUAGAGUUUAUAGUUCAUGUUGUUUUAAUUUAUAAGCACAACUCUAACCAGUAUUAAAAGCUGUAAAUUCUGUGUUUACAAAUAGAAAGGUUCAUUUGCACUUGCUGUUUUUAGAUGCUGCAUUUACACCAGGCCACUGGAUUUCUUCUGAGACACAUUGGAUGAUCUUUCCCAGUGUUAAUGUCUUGCUGUCAGAGAAUCCUAGUGUUGGUUAAACUAGGCCAAAUUACCUCUGGUUUCUUACAAGAUCUUAAGGAAUUAGUUUCCUUCACCAGAACUCUUUCGGUCUCUCGGUCAACUCUUUUGCCAACAACAAUAGACAGGCUGUUAGCAUAUUUGGUAUUACCUAACCCCUACUUCAAAUUAUAUGAUUUUAUCUACACUGUCCUGCACUGUGGGUCCGUGACCCGAGUUUAUCUAUAUAAAGUACUGCUACUUCCCUAUGCAAGAUCAGCUUCUUUGUGUGCUCCCUUGGUAUCCAUAUUCACUGUACUGUAAUGUUGUUCCCUCAGCUUCAUGACUGAUGAGUCUCAAAUCCCAGGCAUUUGUGCAGAGAACAUCGUUCCUGUUACAUCAGCAAGGUUUUUCCCCGUUCUGGUAACUCGGUUGUAUACGGUUUUCCCAACAAAUAAACCAAGGAUUUCUUGUUGAGUGCCGUUGUGUUAACCAAUUGGCUGCAUCAAUGUACAGCUCCAGAAGUUACCCUAGCAUUUGAGGCAGAAACAAAAUAUGACUAAACACUCAUCAAACCCAUGAGAGUCCAUUUUACUGUACUAGCUACCUGAUUGCAGAAAAAAGGGAUGAGGUUUUGAGUGUUGAAUUAAUUCAAGAAAUGCUGAUCCAUCCAAACUGUGAAACAAACCCAGUGGUGAAAAAAAAGUAUCAAAUGCCUAGUUAUUCCAAUUUUCUUUAAGAAACCAGAAAUCUUAAUUUCUUUUCCUAAUUGGCCAUAUGUAAAUACUUAUUUUGAUUACUUACUACUUGUUGGUUCAAGUUCAAUUAAAUUGAUAUCCAUUAUGUCAAUAGAUUUCAAAUUGUAUCUGCCCCCAUUGCACUUAAUACUCUGAGUGGUUGGCCAAAAGACAAGGAAAGCCCCCUGCUCAGAAUGAUUUAGAUGAUUGCUGCAAUUUGCAUAAAAAUGGGAAAAGAUGGCUGAAUUACUGCUCCUAAGUGUUACCUUUUCUCUCCUCUUGUUAGUGUGGUAUACGUGUAGAGAUCUAGAGUGAGAAUAUGAUUACCACUGUCAAGGCUCAACUAUGUUUAAUGCAAGUCAAUAUUCAGGGGAGGAGAGAGAGGGGUAGAAAAAACUAAAAUAAAAAAAAUGAUGACCUGAAUCUCUAUGUGCAUAGAAUCCUUUAAAACCCUUCUAAUAAUUCAUUAUUGGAUUUGCAGAAGGAGUUUUCUGUUAACAUUCAGGUCAGUAUUUAGGCAAAGGAAACUUGAGGCUCCAUUAAUUGCAAUAAAAGUUAGUGAAACCUGAGCAACGUUCUUGGGGAGCUGUUGAUUGUGUGCCUAUAACACAGCAUGAGCUUUCCAGCAAGCAGAGGAGACUGGAAUGUGUUCAAUACGCUGCUAGGACUUUUGUAUCCUCAAAUUAAUCAGUCGCUUGCGAGUCUACACAGCAAUAAAGAACUUAAAGCUGACAAGCAUUGGUAGGAAAUUGGUGAAUGGGUUUGAAAGAUUUGCAAUGUGAAUGCCCUGGUGUUAUCUCACAUGUGUAAGCUUCAGGCAGCUUUACUUCUACCGUGUUUUAUGAUGGCCUUAUUCCACUAACCUUAGCAAGAUCAGCCGUAACAGUUACCAAAUUUAAUAACCAUCACCAUCCUCCCUUUCCCUGUUCCUGAUUCUUUAACCACCUCAAUCUCAAACUAUGUGCUCAGUUUACCUGGAUUCCAAUACAUUAAUGGUUUUAAAAAUUGCAGCUUCCCUUCUUUGGUUGUUGGUAACUGUUGGUUACGACUUUUGAAUGUUUCUGUUAAACAGUAUUAUCAAAGGGGUUCAGUUUUCAGCAAGUAUUCUCUUCUGCCCCAGCUUACCAAAGCAUACUUAACAGGUUAUAAGGUUAAAUGACUGUGUGAAAGCCCAAAAUCACUUCUGAGCCCUCCUGCUAGAUACAAUCUACACAAUUAUUACAAAUUUGCAAACAACUGAGAUCCAUUCAAAUACUCCUGGCAAACUACUUAAAAAGAACAAAUGUUAGCAGUCAAUUUGCAAACAUCAAUUCCUCUCUGCGGUAAGCUGAUCAAAAUUGACAUUAAAAAGUAACCCAUUCAUUCAGUCCUUUUUCAUUUGGAUGAACCACAUACACAUGAACUUGCAGAACUACUGGUAGAUUGAACAAGGUCAAUCGUGCACUACAAAAAUUUUGCAAUGCCACUUAUGAAUGUUUAUUACAAGACUGAACUUUGCCUCUUCUUACAUUUUAAGAUUCUUAAAGCAACUAGUUUGUGACUUUAUAUAUAAAAGUGUCUAGAAUUUCAGUCAAUGAUGUUCAUUUUACCUGAAGAGAACCAAGAAAUAACUGUACAUGUCGGUGUAGAAAAAUAACUAAUGCGCAGGAUUCCUAACAAAUUAAAGAAUAUUUUAUUGAGAAAAAUGUGAACAUAAUGUGAACAAUCUGCAAGGGAUGCUUGUAUUUUUUUCUCUGCCAAUGCUGUUUUUUCUCUCCUCUGUUUAACUGUUCGUGAAAGACUCAUGUCUAAAGUUUCUCUGUGUUGCUUUUAUUUCUCAGAAGAUCAGAGUGGGAAAUUUCAACGAGAAGGUUAAGUUUUGGGUUUUAAAGUCAUUUGGUUUAGACAAAAGUACAGUAUACAACAAAGGUUAGAGCAUUUAAUAAAACCACUAUAUUGCAUUUCAGAACCAUGCUGGAGUAGCCCAUUGGGAUUUAACACCUAAAAAGCUCUGCUUGUUUUUUGCAUGUUAUUCAUAUGUUAUAUUCCUCUCUAUGUAAUAGUUUAAAAAACAUUAAAAAAAGCAAAUUUGAAAAAAUAAAAAAAACUUGUCUCAACUUUAAUCAAAUGGACCUGUAAACAUUGCUGAAGCUUUUCUUUGAGUUCCAUGGUGUAAAGCAAAGAUGCUGUAGUGAUCAUUUCCAUACAAAAUUAAUAUUUAGUUCUUCAGAAUUUGUGUGCAAUAUUCUGUAUCUCUUUAAUCUCAAACUACUGAAAUUAAUUGUAAAAGGGAACAGCCUGAUUAUCGCCAAUAAAAUACAUCUAUUGAGUAUCAACAAA